AUGGAGGUUACGAAGCGUAACUUCACACAGCUGCUGCCCCAAAUACUGCAGGCCAUAGGGGAUUGUUCCUUUGUUGCCCUCGACUUCGAAUUCUCGGGCAUAUUCAACCAGAAGCUGCGGCCGGCUUCGUCUUAUGCUGAUGGCGACUUGAGCUUGCAGAAGCGGUACGAAGAGGUGAAGCAGGCUGCGGAGGAGUAUCAGAUCCUUCAGGUUGGCAUCACUCUGGUGACUGAAGACAGUGAGAAUGGUACUUAUUUGCUGCGGCCAUAUAAUAUCCCUCUCAGUCCCCUCCUGGACCCAAGGCUUGAAGUAGAGAGGAAAUGGUCCUUUCAAAACAGCGACGGGGUUCCCUAUAUCUCGAGGAAAGAGGAAGAGGAUGCAAUGGUCCGAGUGCGCCAACACAAUUCUGCGAUAUCUCCCAUCAAUCUAGACACACUUGCGGCAGAUCAAGCGGAGUUCCUUAGGCAAGUCCGGCAAGACGUCAAGGAAUGGAUUGAGAAGGAUGGCCCAAAGGAUGGCUAUCUGAACAUCCCAAAGCCCGCCGGUAUGACGGAUGCUCAUAAGCUGCCACUGGAGCUGGAUAAUUAUCAAAAACGGCUCGUUCACCAAAUUAUCAACAGUGAGUACCCUGGUUAUGUGAGCGUGGGUAAGAAAUCCUUUGUUCAGAUAAUCCCGUACGACGCGGAACGGGAGAAUAAGGUCACCGAAAAGAAGCUCCAGAUAGUACGUGCCAAUAUAACUAGUCAGAAAGGACUCAGUUGGGUUAUUGAAGCUUUAACUGGCGGAGAGUUAGCAAGGCUUGACCUGAGACUCCUCUGGAGGCCCGAUGGAAUGUUCACUGCGGCCGAAGGAAGUAUGCUCACAAAGAGGAGUGAGGCUCUCCGGGAGAAGCUGAGGGCAGGGCCACCAGUAUUGGUCGGCCACAACCUUUUCACAGACCUUGUCAAUUUUUACAAGUGUUUCAUUGGCGAUCUGCCUGGACGUGUGGAGGACUUCCAGCAGGCGAUUCAUGAGCUGUUCCCUGUUGUUGUCGAUACGAAGUAUAUGGCCACACACGGGGGUGUAUUACGGGAUGCAUUUUCGGCCCUGUCAAAAUUAAAUGAGACCCUGGGAGCAAGGGAGGUGCCUAAUUUUGAAACCGACUCUGAACACUCUGCAUACAUAGCCAAUGCCCCACAGCACGAAGCAGGGUACGACAGCCUUAUAACAGCCCAGGUUUUUCUCAAGCUCGCGGUGCAACUAUUUGAGACGAGCACCUCAAGAGAGGCACUUAUCCAUCGGACCAAUGGGGAUGCUACCGAGAUCGACUUGAUGGAUCUCUCAACCGAACCCGAGGAACCGACCAAGAACGACACAAAGGAGACGGAGACGCAAAAAAAACUCGUGUACGGCCAUGCAACCAAGUUUGACCUCCUGCUGAGCAUGGAAGACGAAGAGAGCAGUUCUGGCUCGACGGGCCCUUCUUCGGAGCAAGAGAGCCUGAUUGUCCAGAAAGUCAUCGAAGGCAAGCUUCUUCCACGAUUUGACGAUGAAUUUUGGGCAGAGUACGUGAACAAGCUCAGGGUCUUUGGAACAUCAGAGGAAGUGUGCGACCUUUGCGGGCGUCCAGCAGCUCUAGAUUCCAAAAUUAUUAAUUAA
Microsporum canis CBS 113480 is the source of this 1638-nucleotide messenger RNA. RefSeq lists its product as hypothetical. Gene Ontology annotation, molecular function: RNA binding; poly(A)-specific ribonuclease activity. NCBI's taxonomy places the organism in Eukaryota, Fungi, Ascomycota, Eurotiomycetes, Onygenales, Arthrodermataceae. Bases 1 to 1638 code for a protein of 545 amino acids. The record is from RefSeq and is a predicted model, not a curated record. Gene Ontology annotation, cellular component: cytoplasm. Gene Ontology annotation, biological process: nuclear-transcribed mRNA poly(A) tail shortening. The transcript has 5 exons.